Molecule: messenger RNA, 837 nt
Organism: Microthlaspi erraticum
Lineage: Eukaryota; Viridiplantae; Streptophyta; Magnoliopsida; Brassicales; Brassicaceae
Source: the annotation of a GenBank genome assembly
AUGAAAAUAGUCUCGCCUCAAGGGCUUAGUGGUGGUUUAGUUGUUUUAUGGAAGGAUUAUGUUUUAGUUAGUUGUAUUUCUGUUGAUGUUCGUCUUGUUGAUCUUCAUGUGGAAUAUAAGUCAUUUCAAUUCUACUUGUCCUGUGUCUAUGGAAACCCAAUGCCUAGUUUACGCCAUUGUCUUUGGGAGAAGUUACAGAGAAUUGCUACAUCGAGACAGGGUGCUUGGAUGAUGUGUGAGGAUUUUAAUGAAAUUGUUAGUAAUGCAGAGAAAUGGGGAGGAAGAUUACGAGCACAGAGCAGCUUCAGGGACUUCAAACAGAUAAUGAAUAUCUGUGAUAUGAAGGAUAUACAACACAAAGAAACAGAAUUUCUAGACAUGGCAGAAUCAGACCACAGACCUAUGAUUGUCACAAUUGCUUAUGAGGAAAGAAGAAGGCGAUAUCAGUUCAGAUAUGACAAGAGAUUAACUGAUCAUGAUGAUUUUGUCAAUACGGUGAAGCAUCAUUGGGUAAAUUGCCUUUCUCACAUUGAUGAUUUGUCUACAAAACUUGGUUUAAGUAGGAAGGAAAUGUCAAAGUGGAAGAGAAGAAAUAGAUUCAAUGCAGCAGAAGAAAUACAGAUUAUCCGCAGUAAAUUGGAUAAGGCGUUAAGAGAUCAUCAGGUUCUAAAUACGGAAAUCAAAAAGCUAAGAUCAGAUCUUAAUCGUGCUUAUUAUAACGAGGAGGUAUAUUGGAAUCUUAAAAGUAGAACCCAUUGGCUGCAGGCUGGAGAUAGGAAUACAGCUUACUUUCAUGGAGCUACAAAAGCAAGGAGGAGGAAAACAUGCAUUAAAUGA